AUGAAAGCUAAAGCUACUAAUAGAUUUAUGAAAGAUAAUCCGGAUAUUUUAUUUACCAGAGCGGAUAAAGGUAAUAUUACCGUGGCAAUAAAGAAGGUUGAUUACAUAAAUAAGAUUAAUAAUAUGUUGUCUAAUGGGGAUACUUAUAUGAAAGUAGAACGCAAUCCUAUACAUAAUAUUGAGAAAAAACUUAAAGAUAUAUUGAACAGAUGGUAUUAUAAGGAUUUUAUUAACCAAAAGACUAAAUUUUACUUAAACUCGAGUGAUUCUCUUCUUCCUAGAGCAUAUGGCAUUCCUAAAAUCCAUAAAAAUGGUUGUUCUUAUCGUAUCAUAGUCUCUACUAUCAAUAGUCCAUUACAUCAAUUGGCUAUUUUUUUGCACAAGAUUAUCUUUAAGGGUAUUCCCAACUCUACUUUUUUCAUAAAAAACAGCUUUCAAUUGUACAAUCAAAUUAGUGGAAUAGAGUUAACUGAGGGUUACACACUUUGUUCUCUUGAUGUUGUGUCUUUGUUUACGAAUGUUCCGAUAGAGCUUGCUAUUGAUAGCAUUUCNUCUANAUGGAAAUACAUCAAACUACACACGAAGAUCAGCAAAGAUGAGUUUAUAUUGGCAGUACGAUUUAUUUUGACAUCAACUUAUUUUACUUUCAAUGACAAUAUUUAUAAACAGACUUUCGGCACACCUAUGGGUUCGCCCUUAUCACCCAUCAUUUCUGACUUAGUUUUACAAGACCUUGGACUUAAAGCUUUAAAUACUUUCAAAUUCAACAUACUGUUUUAUUUUAGAUACGUUGACGAUAUCGUACUUGCAAUUCCCAAAGAUCAAUUAGAUAUUGUUGUUCAUACUUUCAACUCAUAUCAUCAUAGAUUACAAUUCACUUAUGAAUUACAAGAGAAUGAUUCUCUCAGUUUCCUUGACACAAAAAUCAUAAUAAAGAAUAAUAGGUUGUGA
This is a messenger RNA of Pseudomyrmex gracilis, 951 nucleotides long. RefSeq lists its product as uncharacterized. The record is from RefSeq and is a predicted model, not a curated record. The transcript has a single exon. Lineage: Eukaryota; Metazoa; Arthropoda; Insecta; Hymenoptera; Formicidae. Bases 1 to 951 code for a protein of 316 amino acids.